AUGGAAUUCUCGGCGCUUGAUGUUGAAGAUAUCGAAGAUUAUGAGGGAGCGCGGUUGGCUGUCGUCCCGGACGACUCCAUCACGUCCCAGCUCCAGGAACUUGCCCCUUCGAACCCCGGAAGGACUCUUCUGCCUUCCCCCGUGGCCCGAGCCGUCAGCUUCGCAACCAGAUCGACUGGUCUUGCCCUCCGGGUGGGCACUCUCUUGACCGGCUAUGGCUUCGACGCUGCCAAGAUGACAACCUUGUCCAGCUUGGAAAUGGGUCGCUUUGUCCUCGAAGGAAUCCUCGGCAGGGCUGGCAGAGACGCAAUCGCUCGUUCUUCUUCGGAACAUGGGAGAAAGGAGGCUGAGAAUAUGUUGGAGAAAAGUUUGGAAAACCUACAUCGGACCAUGAGUCAGAUUCUCUUUUGGACAACCACAGGCUUCCAUGUGACUGGAACAACAAUCGCCAUGUUGUCCGAGACCUCACAGCUUCUUCUUUCCACCUUGGACCAGUUCUUCGGCUCGACUGACUCUUCUCGUGCCAUGGCCAGCAUCAUCACGCUUAUACGAAGGGAGUUCCAGAACCCAGCUACUGGCGCACAAGGCGAACAAGUGGGAGUUAUGGAUUUGAUGCUUGGACUUUGCGGUAUGGCCUAUUUGCAGAGAUGGUGUCGGCGAUCGCUUGAGGAGGAGACACGGGCGCAUCAGAUCGAAGAGGUCAUCUGGGAUGUUAUAGUUCUCAGUGAUGGUAUGCGGGUCGACGUCCACGAGGAAAGCGUUUAUGGUGUGCAUGACGGUGAGUUCACAGAGGAUCUGACUCCCACCAGCGGAAGCGAUGCACACGACAGCGAGGAAGACGCAGAAGAAAGGAUCAGGAACCAAAUAAUACGGUCUCUCGGCGACAAUGCCAAGGUUUCCAUCACCACCAAGAUAAACACCACAAAAACAAUCACCGUCGAUAUUCAAGGACCGAUACACGACAUACCGGUCUCCCCGCCACCUGGAGUGGAACUCAUUGAGGAGAGUAGGAACACCCGUCAAGUCUCCUCACAGACACAGGCUGCGGCGGACCACACCCCCCAUGCCUGCCGUGUUGUGUACCGGCUGAAUCGCAACCAGGAGAGAAGGUAUUCCAUCACCAAGGAGGAUGGGGAUAUCAGCCAAGUAACCGGAUACGUCGAGCAGUUGGACGACGAUACCGUGACUAUGUCGGAACGCUCAUUGCCGACAGUCGACGCCCUCCUUCCAGCACCGACCAGGUCGCUAGAGCACCUGCCAGAUUCUGCCACUCCUCGUCCUGGCUCUUCUGCGUCAGCUGCCUCCAGCUCUUCCAAGAGUCGCAUCCCGUCACUUCAAAUGCCAAAAAAGCGGAGUGAGAACGCAGCAAAUCAGAAGCGACCUCGAAUACCACCCACAGCCUCCUCGUCAACCAAGCGUCAGGAAACGACCAUAUCGCGAGCAUCUGGCAAUCGUUCCUUCUCGUCCAGAAGCAGAGAGGAUGCCGAGUCAAAGCGGAAACCAAUCGAGAAAAAGAGCGGGUUUCGAAAGUUCUUUAGUAGAGAUGUUUUCGUAUCGGAUACCCCAUCGCGUAAGAAGAAAGAAAGUCAAAGCUCGGGAAGUACAAGGUUGACCAAGCCUGAGACUUCACCAAAGUACAAGUCUGCUUUACCUAGCCCUGUCCGGGUUUUGGCUCCUCAUCGUCCUUCUUCUUCGCGCCCAGCUACCCGCCAGUCUUCCGCUUCAAUUCCUAGGAUAGAGGAACCCGGUGUCUCUCCGAAGAGCAGCUCAAGUAGCCUCGGGAGGAAGAACGGAGAGAGGUCUCAAUACAUGCGGCCCCCAUCGCGUGCGAGUUAUAUCUCUGUUCACGAGAGGCGCCGCGACUCAGUAUACUCACAAACCGAAUCAUAUUCUAUCUCGGCCGCCGACGAUUUUCGACACUCCAGGCCUCCUUCGCCGUGUGCAAUCGAGACUGACAACGAAGACGCCGGCUCUGUGGCUAACCCUCGAUCAUCCGACCCUGCCCUCUCCCACUCGUACGGUCUCCCAUCAUACCAAACCUUGAGACGGGUAAAGUCAAGAUACACACCAAGCAUCUAUACCCUGCCACACGAAUCGACAUCAUCUCUCAUUCCGUACAGAGAUCCUCAAAAAAGCGCAUUCAGCAACACGGAAGCGCUGCGAGGACUGCGCCAAGCUGGCAUGGUAGACGGCAUGUUCCCCAAACACCAUCUUCUGCGAAACAUUACGCGCUUCAUGCGUUUUGCCUCCGCCUCCUAUGGCUCCAACUUCCUCAAAAUGCUCGGCAUCGCCAAAGAAAUGCCGAUCCUGCGCGCCUUGGAUACCGAGACCCACCACGAAUUACGCUCCUUUGCACACCACACCGAAUCCGACGCCGGCAGCAUCCUUCUCUCCUCCUUCGUUGACCCGCAAGGCGGGUCGGACGGCACGGGCUCAACCAACACGGGUGUGCCCCUGGUGCACUACAUCUCGCUCGAUCAUGACUCCAAAGCGGUAGUACUCGCCUGUCGCGGCACGCUCGGCUUCGAAGACGUCCUGGCCGACAUGACAUGUGACUACGACGACCUCAUCUGGCGUGGCAAGGCUUACAAAGUACACAAGGGCAUUCACGCGAGCGCUAAGCGCUUGCUGUAUGGCGGCGAUGGCCGCGUCCUGUACACCCUGAAACAAGCCUUGGAAGAAUUCCCUGACUAUGGCCUCGUGCUCACCGGCCACUCCCUCGGCGGCGGCGUCACGGCCCUAUUGGGCGUCAUGCUUUCUGAACCCGCCCCGGGUUGCAAUUCCACAUCUUUCGUCACGUCAGCUGAUCCGCACACGCACGUCUUGGGCGACUUUUUGGUCGACGGGUUUGCAACUGCCCAGCCGCCUCGACACGUCUGCUUACCCUCCGGUAGACCGGUCCACGUGUACGCGUACGGUCCGCCUAGUACCAUGUCUGCGUCGCUGUGUAAGGCCACAAGAGGAUUGAUUACAAGCAUCGUCAAUGGAAAUGACAUGGUUCCGUAUCUGUCAUUAGGAGUGUUGCAUGAUUUCCAGGCGGUCGCGCUGGCGUUUAAGACGGAUAACAACGAGGCCAAGGUAGAGGUGCGUCAGCGGAUUUGGGAGGCUUUUCAGACGGGGAUUGCGGACAAGUGGUAUGCAGGGAAUCAGUCGUCGCAGUAUGAUCCUGGUGCCGCAGGUCAUGGCGGCGCAGGCGAUCCAUCAUCGCCAUCUUCUUCCUCUCCUCCAGGGAGCGGUGGCGAUAGAGGACCUGAGUUCUCGGAUGACGACCAAUGGGCUUACGCCGCUCUGAAAGUAUUAAGGGCAAGUAUGAUGAGCCAUAAGCUUCUUCCCCCGGGGGAGGUGUUUGUGGUGGAGAGUACUAGAGUCCUAAGAAGGGAUGCGUUCUUGUUGGAUGGACAGGAAGGGCAUUUGGGGAGGCCAGCGCAGAGAAUUGUACUCAAGUAUAUCAGGGAUGUGGAGCACAGGUUUAGGGAGGUCAGGUUUGGGACGAGCAUGUUGACGGAUCAUAGCCCCGGGAAGUAUGAGGAUGCGUUGAAUAAACUGAGGGCAGGGGUUAUGGAUGCUGCAUAA
This is a messenger RNA of Neurospora tetrasperma FGSC 2508, 3573 nucleotides long. RefSeq lists its product as uncharacterized. The record is from RefSeq and is a predicted model, not a curated record. Lineage: Eukaryota; Fungi; Ascomycota; Sordariomycetes; Sordariales; Sordariaceae. Gene Ontology annotation, biological process: lipid metabolic process. The transcript has a single exon. Bases 1 to 3573 code for a protein of 1190 amino acids.